AUGGUCCGGUCUCACCAACUCGAGGACCAGACCGGAUCAACCGUAUUACCGAUAUCAGCAUUAUGGUUGGCAUUGCCGUUGGUUAUCGUUGGCGCUGGCAAAGCCUUACACUUCCCAGGACAAGUGUCUUUAUACGAUCAAGAAUUUCCUGUGCCGCAGCGAAGCACGGCGACAUCUAUGAUUGCACUGAUCAUUGGGAUCUGCUUUUACAUGAGCACGGCGGUGAUCGAUUGCAUACGGACGAUCACUGGUUGGUUGCCGGAUAAUAUCAACGAAGGGAGGAUGGAUUAUGUGUUCUGGAUGUUGGUGGUGCUGGGAGUGGCUAACUUUGGCUAUUACCUAACGUGUGCAAGGUUGUACAAGUACCAAAAUAUCGACAAUUCUAGCUCAGAGUUUGAGGACCAAGAGUGA
This is a messenger RNA of Macadamia integrifolia, 411 nucleotides long. Its product is annotated as protein NRT1/ PTR FAMILY 2.6-like. Bases 1 to 411 code for a protein of 136 amino acids. The record is from RefSeq and is a predicted model, not a curated record. The transcript has a single exon. NCBI's taxonomy places the organism in Eukaryota, Viridiplantae, Streptophyta, Magnoliopsida, Proteales, Proteaceae. Gene Ontology annotation, cellular component: plasma membrane.